AUGGCUCCUCCCACAGGUGAAUAUGAUUCCAAUAAUCAAGUUGAUUAUAGAGCUAAUAAUUCCAGCCAAAGCCAGUCUGAAAAUGCUAAUGAAGGAGUGGAGAAGGUUUCCACACAAGAUGCAAGCCAAAAUCAGCAUUCAAUUGCGUCCAGCAGCGCAAAGCGCAGGAGGGCCAAAGUACACGAAGAGAACAGCAACUACUCCUGGGAAACUAAUGAGCCCAGUGAACGGGCGAGCAAGAGAUCACGAAUUAGUGGGGAAAGUUCCACGAGUUCUGAAUUGGAGGAAAAUAGAGCACCUAGUGAUGAACAAAUAGCUCGGUACAGAGAGUUAGGUGUGCGUUACCAGGAGUGGAUUGAGGAUGCCAGCGCACUAGGGUGUAGAAUUCAACCUGCAAAAUUAACCGCAGCCCAAUUGUUCGAAGUACCACAACCAUGGGAUCGCGAUGAGUGGCAAUAUACAGAACGUCCCACGAUAUUGGACAAUGCAGACCCUGAUUCCAUGGACCUUCAGUCCUCAAAUUACCGGUCUGUGACUGCCUCGCAGUGGGACACCUCGGUACUAGAGUACAACUUCUACAGCCACAUAAAUGGUCUUGGUAUUAUUCUUGGCAAUAAUAUCAGCCGGGAGAAUGGACCUUUUUGGAAUGAAGUCGCUACGGCCCUAUACGAGAUUGACUUUCCAAUCUCCACCCUCAGACAUAUCGCGUUCUGUAAUGUCGUGAAUGAAGAGACGGGGCCCUAUAUAAAGUAUACACUCUACCCCCGACAUAAUAUGCUAUGGGAGAAUGCGAGAGAUAACCCAUGCAAGAAGUUUGAGCGCGGUACCGAUUCAUACCAUGAAAUCCUCGGAACACAGUUGGGCAAGGCGGCGGCCUCUCUUGUCAUAUCUUCAUUUCCUAGGGGCUCAAUGAUGAUUAGACGGAUUGUCACUUGGGCCGAUGUGUAUGAUGUGCAGAUUCGGUUUGAGAUUGUACCGCUACUUGACUAA
Messenger RNA from Penicillium soppii, 990 nucleotides. RefSeq lists its product as uncharacterized. The record is from RefSeq and is a predicted model, not a curated record. The transcript has a single exon. The coding region runs from base 1 to 990 and encodes 329 amino acids. Lineage: Eukaryota; Fungi; Ascomycota; Eurotiomycetes; Eurotiales; Aspergillaceae.